This is a messenger RNA of Colletotrichum higginsianum IMI 349063, 465 nucleotides long. RefSeq lists its product as uncharacterized. The coding region runs from base 1 to 465 and encodes 154 amino acids. The record is from RefSeq and is a predicted model, not a curated record. Lineage: Eukaryota; Fungi; Ascomycota; Sordariomycetes; Glomerellales; Glomerellaceae. The transcript is spliced from 2 exons.
AUGUGCGGCCCAGACACUUGCACCAAACCCCGAGGCGGCGCUUUGGCUGUGCUCAACCAGCCCUUCAGCCAGCCUGAAGCAACGGGAACAAGUCCACGGCUGCGAGGCGAUCUGGCAUUCCACACCCCGGGGCAGCCGUCAUGUGCCUAUGCGACGCACGCGAGAAUCACGGGCGGCAACAACUGCGACCUGCAGGCCCUGGCCGACAUGGUUGUCGUUAUACACAAAUCCGGGGACCUCACGCGAAGAAUCGAAGACUGCGGGCUCUUCCGCCGCAUCGCCUUCUCCGGCGCCUCGGUCCUCGAGAACGGCUCGACGGUCGAGCUGGCCUUGCAGCAACCGAUCUCGCUGCAGGUCGGGGAUGACGGCAUCAUCGGGCGGAGAGUCUCGGUGUUUCCCAGGUCGGAGAUGGAUACAGCCUGUGCGGAGGGCAUCGUCGGCUUCAACUUUGUGAACUCGCUCUGA